Molecule: messenger RNA, 1812 nt
Organism: Lachancea lanzarotensis
Lineage: Eukaryota; Fungi; Ascomycota; Saccharomycetes; Saccharomycetales; Saccharomycetaceae
Gene: CUB1
Product: LALA0S01e10044g1_1
Exons: 1
Coding region: 1-1812 (603 amino acids)
Cellular component (GO): nucleus; cytoplasm
Source: RefSeq, a predicted model, not a curated record
AUGCAGAAACAGCUACAACCAGUGCCCCCUGCCGAAGAAGCCAGUUUGGCAUAUUUUCUAGAGGUUCGGAGCUUUCUUUCACGUCUCAAACAGAACAGAUCACAGUACCUGAACUCCAGAGAUGUCUUGCAGUCAUACCAGCAGGUGCUUACCAAGGUGUGUGAGCUGGACGCGAUCAGGAAGGCCGCACACCACAUUCCAGCCGAUAGUACGACAACGCUAAUACACAACGUGAAGCUUCACAACAGGGUGGAUUCAGUGCUAGACGAUGUGUUCCAGUUACUGUCCCUCAGCUUUUUAACUGUGGGACUCAAAAACUCGGCCCCUGCAACGUAUGCUUCCUUGAGUACAGUACAACGGCUUUUAGAGCAUUUGGACGAGUCUAACGUUUUCACCCAUCACGAUCUGCGCCCUAUCAAAGAGAGAUUGGACGAGAUUUCCCAGAUUGUGGCACGGAGUUCCUGCGUUCCUGAAAGCGACGAUACUGGGAUUGCCAUCGAUUUAACCAAGGUCGAAGAUGAAGAAGACCGUAACAAGAUUGAGCAAGAUCUUUUACUGCGUGCAAAAUUGAAACAUUGUUUGCAAGAAUAUGAACAUAUUGAAUCUAAAAUCGAAGAAAUAGAUAGUGGCCUGCAAUCAACGAUGGAGAAACUUUUCCAGCUCAGACGUGGCCUUUUGUCACUUGCAGCCUCCGCCAAAACUCAGCCAGGAACUGGUGAACCGAAGGCUGCAUGUUCAGCAGCUUUCCAGAAAUCUGAUCAGGAGAAGCUACAUGCUUUGAAGACCGAUUUAGAGGAAAUUGAGUCUCGCAGAGACCCAUCCGGUAAAUUUAUCUCGUCUGAGACUGGAGAAGUUGUAGAAAGAGGACAAAAUGUUCUGAAUGGGCUCUUGGAUGAUUGCAAUGACCUCGUACGCGAUCUUUUCCAUCACGCCGGCAAUGCAGUCAGUUUGGACUCGAAACUUCAACCCAUUUACGACAAUUUGAUAGACAUAAAGACAACACUGGAGAAUUUGUUGGUGACAAGGCGUUGGACUUUGAGAGAGACGGACUUGUUUGGCUAUCAGAAGAGACUGUCAGAGAUUGACAAGCUGAGAGUAGGUGGAAAGUUUCCAACGGAUUCGUCGGAAACGAAGGGGCAAUCUAUAUUACUGUAUUUGCUUCGUCGGUGCUACGCUAUCAUUUACAAGCUUCUUGAAUGCUCAGAACCUGUUUCGGAGGCUUUGCAAAAGAUGCACAACCAAUUAUCGACCGUACGUCGCUGUUUACUUGAAUUGAAGAGAAUGGGUGGUGUGGAGAACGACAGAGAGUUAUAUCCAUAUCAGAUGAAGCUUGCGUCGUUAGACAACCUUCGUGUGGAUGGCAAGUUUUACGAUUCAGAGGGCAAUAUCCCAGAAGGUCAAGGUACGCUCAAUGCGCUACUUGCAGAGUGUUUCGACAUUCUUCACGAGCUGAAGAUUGAGGCGGAAGAGCGCCAUCGUUCGGAUGGUGAAGCAGACGAUGUUGCUUCUCAAGAAACCACCGAUCAACCGGACACCACUGUGGAUCCUCCUAAAAGUACUGAUCACUCAUUGAGGGCAACCAGGACUGCCAGUCCCUUCGCUACUAGCCGCGACUAUAGGGGCAAGCCGCAUACCACUAAAUUCGUGGACACGGCUAGGCGGAGCCGUACUUACGAUGACAACCGUGGUGACAAUGACAAUGACGAUGAUGACGAUGAUGAUGACGACGAAGGGUACUCCGCCAAUUACAGCGAGCAUAGUUAUGAAGACGAUGAAGAUGAUUACGCAACCACGAGCCACGCUGAGGACUGA